UAUAAGCCACCAUUUCAAGUCCGCACUUCACAUUGGUGUUGAUAGAAAGCGAGCGAGAAGCCAGAGAAGGCAUGGGAGAGAAUAAAGAUAAGGGAGAUGAGAAGGAGAAGAAAGGAGGCGGCAGCGAGAAAAAGAAGGAAGGAGGAGGAUCAGAGAAGAAGGAAGAAGGGCCGCCUAAAGUGGUUCUUAAGGUCGAUAUGCAUUGCGAGGGAUGUGCAUCGAAGAUCAAGCGAUCCGUCAAAGGAUUUGAAGGUGUGGAGGGUGUGACGCUGGAUAUGGCGAGCAACAAACUGACGGUUAUAGGGACAGCGGAUCCGUGGAAGCUUCGAGACCAUGUAGAGGCUAAGACUCGUAAAAAGGUUGAGAUCCUGUCGCCGGCAAGUCCACCGAAGAAGGACGCCGACGGCAGUAAGAAGCCUGCUGCCACCGACAGCAAGAAGACUUUGGAGGCCGAUAAAAAACCUCCCGACGGUGACAAGAAGCCCGCCACCCUCGGCGACUCUAAGGAGAAGAAGAAGCCGGAGGAUAAGAUUUCCAAGGAGCCGGCAGCGUCUGCCGUGGUGCUGAAGAUACGUCUUCACUGCGAUGGCUGCAUUCAAAGAAUUAAGAAGACCAUUCUCAAGAUUAAAGGGGUGCAAGAUGUGAGCGUUGAUGCCCAAAAGGAUUUGGUGACGGUGAAAGGGACCAUGGAUGUGAACUCGCUUCCUCAGCAUCUCAAGGAAAAGCUAAAUCGCGGAGUCGAGAUUGUUGCAGUGACCACCACCAGCGGCGGCGGCUGUGGUGGAAGCGAGAAGAAAGAUAAGCUCACUGCCGCUGCCGCUCGCGGGAAGGAGAAAGGCAGUGGCGGAGGCGGGGGCGGAGCCGGCAUCGGAGGUGGGGGCGUAGGCAGCGGUGAGAAGAAGGGUAAUGGCGGCGGAGGGGGGGGUGAGAAGAAGGUUAAUGGCAGCGGUGGAAAGAAGGACGAAAUGCCGGAGGCAACGGUCUCGGCGACGGCGGUUCCGGGGAUGGAGGCGAAUAGGGUGGACCAUUACGGUGGACCGUACGGCUACAGAGCGGAGAUGUUGCACGCGCCGCAGCUAUUUAGUGACGAAAACCCGAACGCCUGCUCUCUCAUGUGAUGUUGCGGCUCAUCUUAAGAUGCCUUCGUUUUUGUUAGCUAUUUUGCGAUUAAAAUCCGAGUUAUGGAUGUAAAUAAUGGUCGAAAGUAGACUUUAAGUGGUAUAAAGCAUGUUAAGUGAUGUUUGGGUUUUGAGGAAGUCCGUUCACUGCUUUUUGAGUUGCUUAUUCAAUUUUGAUUCUUCUUUUU
Phalaenopsis equestris is the source of this 1306-nucleotide messenger RNA. RefSeq names its product heavy metal-associated isoprenylated plant protein 3-like. Gene Ontology annotation, molecular function: metal ion binding. The transcript has 6 exons. The record is from RefSeq and is a predicted model, not a curated record. The coding region runs from base 72 to 1118 and encodes 348 amino acids. NCBI's taxonomy places the organism in Eukaryota, Viridiplantae, Streptophyta, Magnoliopsida, Asparagales, Orchidaceae.